Molecule: messenger RNA, 1338 nt
Organism: Cucurbitaria berberidis CBS 394.84
Lineage: Eukaryota; Fungi; Ascomycota; Dothideomycetes; Pleosporales; Cucurbitariaceae
Product: mating-type switching protein swi10
Exons: 1
Coding region: 57-1148 (363 amino acids)
Biological process (GO): nucleotide-excision repair; UV-damage excision repair; meiotic mismatch repair
Cellular component (GO): nucleus; ERCC4-ERCC1 complex; nucleotide-excision repair factor 1 complex
Molecular function (GO): damaged DNA binding; single-stranded DNA binding
Source: RefSeq, a predicted model, not a curated record
CGACAAGACAAAUCAAACCGUCGCUCCACGUAACUCAAUGCCUGCCUUUGGCCAGUAUGGAUGACAAUAGCACCCGCGUCGGCAACGCUGCUGCACCCGCUGUCCCGCCCAACGCGCCCAACAAAGUGCAACAACCGAAACCGCAGUCCUUGCCGUCACGUGCUGGUCCCAGCUCCAUUCUGGUCUCGCCGCGCCAGAAGGGCAAUCCUAUUCUGAACAGCGUCCGCUCAGUUGCAUGGGAGUACUCGGACAUUCCCGCCGACUAUGUCGUUGGCGCGACGACCUGCGCCCUGUUUCUGUCACUCAAAUACCAUCGCCUCCAUCCCGAGUACAUUUAUAAUCGCAUUCGCGACUUAAAAGGCCAAUAUAAUCUGCGCAUACUGCUUACUAUGGUCGACAUCGAGAACCACGAAGAUCCCCUGCGAGAGCUGUCCAAGACAUCGCUGGUCAAUAACGUCACCGUCCUGCUAUGCUGGAGCGCUCAGGAAGCCGGGCGCUACCUUGAAAACUUCAAAGUAUUCGAGAAUGCUGCACCGACUAGCAUCCGCGCCCAGCAGUCCUCCACAUAUGCUGAGAACAUGGUCGACUUCAUUACAGCACCUCGCAGCAUCAACAAAACAGAUGCUGUUGGCCUGGUAUCGAAUUUCGGGAGCAUUCGCACCGCAAUCACUGCUAGGCCUGAGGAGAUUGGACUUAUUGCUGGCUGGGGAGACAAAAAGGUUCAGCGCUGGUGCAACGCAGUGAGAGAGCCAUUUAGGGUCAAGCAGGCAGCGAGACGGGGCAUUAGCCGCGACGAUACCCAAGCGACCAUGUCAAGGGACAUCUCGCUGGCAGAAGGUGAGAACCAGACACCGAUUCGAACUGAUACUGAAGACACUGCACGUCGAAGAGUAGACGAAGCAGUGCCUCUCGCCGCGGAGAUGGAGGGGGCCAGGUCUGCCGUGGUUGCCGAGUCAGAUGCAGACAAGCGACCUGACCAUCGUCCUGCUGAAGUUGAACAGGAGGCCUUGGGUGAGAUUAACAUGGGUGGUGUAGGCAUUCGUCCUGAAAGUCAGACUACUGCAUCUAAGAUAGCAAAGAGGAAGCAAACAGAGGAGGAGCUGAGCGAAGGCGUUAUGGCAGCACUAAGCAAACUAAGAAAGCAGUAGUCGAGGCUCAUGCACAUAGUAACAUAAUCAUAAACUAAUACCAAGAAGCGCUUAGACCUCAGGGACUACCUGUUGCGCUAUCGCAGUCUAUGGAUAUUCUUUGAGAGUAGGAAGAUCUUGGAUUCCGUUGAUACACUGUUUUUUUGAGUCAACAUUCAAUCAGGGUAAACAUAAUUCGAUUUUCACGCAC